Molecule: messenger RNA, 1874 nt
Organism: Anopheles bellator
Lineage: Eukaryota; Metazoa; Arthropoda; Insecta; Diptera; Culicidae
Product: filaggrin-like
Exons: 1
Coding region: 230-1666 (478 amino acids)
Source: RefSeq, a predicted model, not a curated record
CGAAGGGGGGUCAGAUAAUGGGGAGCGCGUUGUGCGAUCGUAUAAAAGACCAUCGGCGGGGUAGCUGUUGCAUCAGAGUUGACAACCGAUUGUUGCAGUAAGCAGCGCACGUCGUAUCAACACAGACUUUGGAAGGGAAAAGCAACCAAGCCACAACAGCUACAACAACCAGUCCCGUUAAUUAGCCUACAGCACACCAGGGUCAAGGGGAAGCGAGUCGCCACACGCCAUGUCGACCACCAAGCCAGCAGGCCAGGUGGGGCCCCCGCCACCACCGGCAGUGACCAACAUCAUUCCCGAGUUCCACGGAGCGACGGACGAUUGGACCGUGUACCGGGAGAUACUGGAGGAGUUCUAUCGGGCCAACGGGAUCGCCGGCCCGGCCCGUGUGCCGGUGCUGAUCAGUGUGAUCGGUAAGGACACCUACAGGACGCUGCGGGGCCUGUGCCACCCGCGCUCACCGAAGGAGAUGGAGUACGACGAACUGUGCCGGGUGCUGGCCCGUCAGUUCAUCCCGGAAAUCGCGAUCUUCCGCCGUCGAUCGCAGUUCUACCGGGCGGAGCAGGGACGCGGUGAAAGUGUCAAAGACUGGUACGCCCGCCUGAAGGCACUGUCGGUGGAGUGCCAGUUUGGUGAGCAGCAUCUGGAGCCGCUACUGUUAGACCGGUUCGUGAUCGGCCUGACGCCCGGACCGGUACAGGAGCGGCUGUGUGAGGAGCGACCGGAGUCGCUUACCCUGGACGGCGCGGUCGAUAUAGCGGCCACCAAGGAAGCGGCAAUGGCGGAGGAGGAGAUUGCGCAAGAGUUUGCCGCGCUGGGAGUGGACGAUGAAGGCCACCGGCAUCGGCGACGUGGAAGGCACGGGCCGCGCCACUACCAGCUGGGCCGGUACCACCAUUGGUCACCGGAGCACGAUCCACGGUUCGGUCACCAUCAUCACCGGCACGGACGUCACCACCGUCGUCCGGGACAUCACCACUCGGACCCGGAGGAGGGACGCCACCAUCAUCACCGCCAUCAUGGUCCGCCGCAUCACGGAUUUGGCGGAUUCCACGGGCAUCAUCAUCACUGGGGACCGAUCGGCCGACCAGAAUUCGGUCCGCCGAUGGGAGGUCCGGAGGAAGCGCGUCGCCGCGUGAUGAUGUCCCGUCACUGGGGAGCACCAGCAUUCGGACCCGGGGCAGGACAUUGGCACGGACGGAUGGCCGGAAGACCUGGCAUGGAGUUUGGCGGGAUGAUGCACGGAUGUGAACGAUUCGGUGGACGCUCGCAGGAACGUCGUUGGGCGAAGAAGUGGCGCAAACAUUGCCGUCGUCGCCGAAGCAGCUCGUCGAGCAGCAGUUCGAGCAGUAGCAGUAGCGGCAGUUCCAGCUCGUCCAGUUCCAGUGGCAGCGGCAGCGCAAGCGAGACGGAAUUGGAGCCGGAGAAGAGGUGCCGCAAAGGGCGCAAAGCGGCUGAACCCCAUCACAAACACCAGCAUGGAAAGCAUCAUCAUCAUCAUCAUCGGGGCAAGCGGCACCACGGCGGCGGUCACGGUCAUCGCCACCAUCACCACCCGGGUGUUGGAAGUGGUGGCCAUUACCGCAGGCGCAACGAUGAACAGCAAGCAGUGGCAGACCCGCACAACGCCACCGACCCGACAACGGAGCCAGAACUGAUCGAAUAAGCGGACCAUAAUCUUCUCAUCUAUUCUAUCCUCGAGGAAACUUAUGCGCAUAUUCAUUAAGCACGCCGCAGCACCACCAAGUGCAUUAUUAAAGGGAUUUAACUAAACGAAAUAUGCCGUCGACCACAAAAAAAGGAAAAUAAUCUCAGUUAAUCAACAGAAAUGAAGCAAAAAAAAACAAAAAAAUUAAAUAAAAACGAUGGCCAAA